Dentiscutata erythropus is the source of this 1617-nucleotide messenger RNA. The record is from the annotation of a GenBank genome assembly. Lineage: Eukaryota; Fungi; Glomeromycota; Glomeromycetes; Diversisporales; Gigasporaceae.
AUGACUGACAAUAACCCUAUCAACACUGAAGAUUACGAUGACGAUGAUGAAUAUUUGUACGGUACGCUGGACGAUGACACUACAACCAUUACAGCAAAUUCAACGGUACAAGUAGAGAACGAAGUGGGUUUAUCGAGCAAUGUAGCAGAAGAGAAUGAAGGGUAUUCUUGUGAAGUGUUUGAAAAUGAAAAGGGUCUUUAUUCAUCAAUUGAAUUGUUUUGGAUUAUCCGUCUAAUAUUUCUAUAUUAUAAACUUUGGAGAAGUAAUGAUAUCAAUAAUAUGAAUGUAGACACAGAACAGACAGGGAUAGAUUCGUCUUUAAUACAAAAUGAAGAUGACAAUGAACUUGGGCAAGUGUUUCCCACAGAUAUACAUGACGUUGAUCCUUUAGAUACAUCUGGAGAAAAUGGAAAUUUAGAGCAACAUGAACAUGAUUUAAUUGAGGAGCCGGAUCCACUAGAUAUAGAAAUUAUUAUGGAUGUGCCGUCAACGACUAACAAACCAACAGAUAAUGUAGAAAGUGGACAAGCAUCAAGUCGUACUCCAGGCGUGGAUAUAAAUGCUGUUGGAUCACUUGAUGGAACAAGCAUAUAUGAUGUCGAUUUAGAUUCAGUCGAAGAUAAGCCUUGGAGAAAACCAGGAGCUGAUAUAACGGAUUAUUUUAAUUACGGCUUUAAUGAGUAUACAUGGAAAGCUUAUUGUGCGAAACAAAAGCAAAUGCGAGAAGAUCAACAUGCGCGAAAGAAAAUUCAUGUAUAUGAAUCUAAACAAGAAGUAAGCAGCUUGCCACCAGAACUACAAUCCAUUAGCCAACCGCAAUCAGGGUUAGAUCAUCCGAGGUUCCAACAGCAACGAGGAAGAGGACGUCGUGGGAGGGAUCAAGACGAUUCUGUAAUUCAAGUUGUAUCGAGUGAAAGAGAAGCUGCUUUAGAAGAAAUGGAUCCAAUUCCACCACCAACAAUGGACGGACCUCAAAAUGAAGAUUACGAUAUGGACGCCAAUGGCUACCCACAUGAUUUUCAAGGUCCACCGAUGGGAAUGAGAAUGUUUCCUCCACCGGAUAUGCAAAUGGGACCACCACCGCCAUUUUUUAUGGGGAAUCCAGAAGUGCCACCAACAGGUCCAAUGGGAUUUGAUCCAACGUAUCAAGGUGGUCAACCUAUGCGUAGAAUGAUGCGCCCUACAGGAAUGCCCGGAGGAAUGCCCGGUAUGGCAACACGUAUGCCACCGACAAUGCCUGGUGGCAUGUCUGGUGGAAUGCCCGGAAUGCCACGAGGAAUGCCUGGAAUGCCUGGAGGUAUGGUUGGACGUGGGCGUGGAAUGUCGAUGGACGAAAGGCCAUUCUUUUCUAUGGAUGAUCAAUCGUGGGAAAUGGAAAAUCGGAACUCACAAUCGUUUCGUCCUGGAUUUGCGGGACGACCGCCAACUGGUCCAAUGCAUGGAGGUAAUAGAUCCGAUUUCCAUGAUUGGGAGCAUUCACCACCUCCAGAAGCACCAUUCUCUCACAGGAUUCGACCGAAUUUCCGACCUGGGGCACCGCCUACAGGACCUGCGGAACAGACACAUCAUCGUAAUCUUGCAUCUGUUGAUAGUCCUAGCUCUGAUCGCGGCGAAUAA